Molecule: messenger RNA, 303 nt
Organism: Prunus armeniaca (apricot)
Lineage: Eukaryota; Viridiplantae; Streptophyta; Magnoliopsida; Rosales; Rosaceae
Source: the annotation of a GenBank genome assembly
AUGGCCAAGUCUCAAGAGCAGCAACACCCCAAGAAGGCCUUUGGAUGGGCAGCCAGAGAUUCAUCUGGUGUUCUCCCUUCAAUUUCUCAAGAAGGAAGAAAGAUGGUAGGUGGUAGCAACAUUGGAGGUGUGAAGGAGACACAAGAGAUGAUUGAUUUUGUGGCCAAGCACAACAUAACAGCCGAGGUUGAGGUUAUUCCUAUUGACUAUGUGAACACUGCUAUGGAGCGCCUCGCGAAAGUGGACGUUAGAUACCAAUUUGUUAUCGACGUUGGAAGUACAUUGAAGCCUCCUGGCUUUUAA